GGGCGCCUUCUAUACGUUCCGGGCUCUUGGCUGCACCGAGCCCAGCAGUGAUGGCGGGCAGGCAGUCUGCUUGGAGCCGAGCGGCUGUUUUCAAGCUCCUUCUUGGCGUAAACUUGAUGGUGAUACCAUCCACCCAGGGCCGGAGUCUGCGCUUCGUUACCUUGCUGUACAGACAUGGAGAUCGCUCACCAGUGAAGACAUAUCCUAAGGACCCAUAUCAAGAAGAGGAAUGGCCCCAAGGAUUUGGCCAACUAACCAAGGAAGGGAUGCAACAGCACUGGGAGCUGGGCCAGGCUCUUCGGCAACGCUACAAUGGCUUUCUGAACACUUCUUACCACCGACAAGAGGUUUAUGUGCGAAGCACAGACUUUGAUCGUACCCUCAUGAGUGCUGAGGCCAACUUGGCUGGACUCUUCCCUCCCAAUGGGAUGCAACGCUUCAACCCUAACAUCUCAUGGCAGCCUAUCCCUGUCCAUACUGUGCCUGUCACUGAGGACAGGUUGCUGAAGUUCCCAUUGGGCCCAUGUCCCCGUUAUGAGCAGCUGCAGAAUGAGACUCGGCAGACACCAGAGUAUCAGAACAAGAGUAUUCAGAACAUGCAAUUUCUGGACAUGGUGGCCAAUGAGACGGGGCUUACAGAUCUGACCCUGGAGACCAUCUGGAAUGUCUAUGACACACUCUUCUGUGAGCAAACCCACGGGUUGAUCCUGCCGCCCUGGGCCUCACCCCAAACCAUGCAACGUCUGAGCCAGCUAAAGGACUUCAGUUUCCGCUUCCUCUUUGGGAUCCACGAGCAAACAGAGAAGGCCCGACUUCAGGGGGGAGUCUUGCUGGCUCAGAUACGGAAAAAUCUGACCCUAAUGGCCACCACCUCCCAACUCCCUAAACUGCUGGCUUAUUCUGCGCACGACACUACCCUAGUUGCUCUGCAAAUGGCACUGGAUGUCUACAAUGGUAAACAAGCCCCCUAUGCUUCCUGCCACAUAUUUGAACUGUACCAGGAAGAUGAUGGGAAUUUCUCUGUGGAGAUGUACUUUCGGAAUGAAAGCAAGCAGGCCCCCUGGCCAUUGAUCCUACCUGGGUGCCCUCACCACUGCCCACUGAAGGACUUUCUUCGCCUCACAGAGCCUGUUAUACCCAAGGAUUGGCAGCAGGAGUGCCAGCUGGCAAACGAUUCUGCAGACACAGAGGUGAUCGUGGCCUUGGCUGUCUGUGGCUCCAUCCUCUUCCUUCUCAUAGUGCUGCUCCUCACUGUCCUCUUCCGGAUGCAGGCCCAGCCUCCUGGCUACCACCACGUCGCAGACAGGGAAGAUCAUGCCUGACAACCACUCAGCCCCCUUCCCUCUGCCUCCUAGGGGAGGUGGGCUGGGCCCUUCCUCCUGACUGUUGCUGCUCCCUAGCCCAUGGACAGAACCUGGGUUGAGCCUCCCUGACUACCCCAGCCCAGAUGAGUGGGGCUUGGUUUGGCCCAUGGCACCUGUCAUUCAGCAUUGACAUGCCUGAUGUUUAUCAAGUACUGUGUCGGACAUUGGCUUUCUCUAAACAGGAUUGCAUCUUCCAUACUCCCUAAGGACCUGAGAUAUGGACAAGUGUUCAGGUUUCACUCAGAAACCUGGGAUAAAAAAAAAAAAAAACUGAAGGAGCCAGUACUUAAUCUGCCUUGCUCUUCCACCAAUCCCUGCUCUGUCUCUUCCAGCCCGGAGUCUUUGACAAAGGACUCCAAGGACUCUGUCUUGCCACUCAACGUUUACUUGGAAGGAUAGACUGCAUACCACGGGGGGUACAAUAUUGGCUACCAAAGGCCCAGAUCGCCCAACAACCAGCCGGCCAAGUUUCCCAUUAUUUGGCUGAAACCACCAUUAGUGUUGGCACUAUUGCUGCUCAGGCACUAUUGUCCUCCCUUGCAGGUGGUGUGGGCAAGUUGGAAGGAUGUUUGUGUUGCAUUGGGGAGGGAGUUGGGGGGGAAGGGGAGUGAAUCAUGUAGAAUCUUGAGAUAUUCUUUCUCAGCUGGGCUGGACUCUUCAGGGACCUGAGGGUAAAGGGAGAUGGAGAACUGGACAACUCUCAACUGUGGCCCAAAAUAGGGCUGAGGCAGCUCCAAGAAUGAAGUUUUGGAUUGUGA
This is a messenger RNA of Dipodomys spectabilis (banner-tailed kangaroo rat), 2122 nucleotides long. RefSeq names its product acid phosphatase 2, lysosomal (gene Acp2). The record is from RefSeq and is a predicted model, not a curated record. The transcript is spliced from 11 exons. Bases 51 to 1322 code for a protein of 423 amino acids. NCBI's taxonomy places the organism in Eukaryota, Metazoa, Chordata, Mammalia, Rodentia, Heteromyidae. Gene Ontology annotation, cellular component: lysosome. Gene Ontology annotation, biological process: lysosome organization; dephosphorylation. Gene Ontology annotation, molecular function: acid phosphatase activity.